AUGAAAAAUGUAAAACAAAUAUAAUUGAACUAAAGAUAAUCUGAGAUUAAUUUAGGAUUAAUUCAAAAUAUGAGGAUAUACUUAUCAUCAUACAUUUCAUAAUGUGGUUUUGGAUGUGUUUUUGAGUAUAAGUACAAUGAAUAAAUAGUAGCUGUCAAAUAUAACAAAGUGAAAAAAUCAAAGAAGAAGAAAAACUAUUGA
Tetrahymena thermophila SB210 is the source of this 201-nucleotide messenger RNA. RefSeq lists its product as hypothetical. The record is from RefSeq and is a predicted model, not a curated record. The transcript is spliced from 2 exons. NCBI's taxonomy places the organism in Eukaryota, Ciliophora, Oligohymenophorea, Hymenostomatida, Tetrahymenidae.